Molecule: messenger RNA, 932 nt
Organism: Brassica rapa (field mustard)
Lineage: Eukaryota; Viridiplantae; Streptophyta; Magnoliopsida; Brassicales; Brassicaceae
Product: non-specific lipid-transfer protein-like 1
Cellular component (GO): cytosol
Source: RefSeq, a predicted model, not a curated record
AUUCUCCGAAAAUAAAAAUAGAAAUGUAUCCGUGAAUAGCCGAAUAGGGAAGCGUGCCAGGGCUAUCUCAAUCUUCCCAUACUUAUCGAUCACGUCAUCAUCUCCUUUGUCCGAUACGAAACCGAACCUCCCUUCUUUAAAAUCCACACCUUGUCCGAAUCUCUCUCCAACCGCAAAAAAGAGAAAAAAAAUGGCGACAACACAGCUAAAAUCCGAUGCGAUCAUGGAUUUGAUGAAGCAGCAUCUCUCCACCGACGCCGGUAAAGAGCUCACAGAGAAGAUUGGUCUCGUUUAUCAGAUCAACGUCGCUCCCAAGAAAUUGGGGUUUGAAGAGGUUACCUACAUCGUUGAUCUGAAGAAAGGAGAAGUCACCAAAGGAAAAUACGAAGGAGGGAAAGUUGAUGCUACUUUCUCCUUCAAAGAUGAUGACUUUGUCAAAGUUGCUACCGGCAAGAUGAAUCCUCAGAUUGCUUUCAUUAGGUUUGUUCUUUAUUACAAGUGUUUUUCUUGUGUCUGAACCCAAAUUCAUCUCUGAGUCUCUAUGAAUGUUGAAUGUUUUUUUGGUGCAGGGGUGCGAUGAAGAUCAAGGGUAGUCUCAGUGCGGCGCAGAAGUUCACCCCUGACAUUUUCCCCAAGCCUUCAAAGCUGUGAACACAAGAAGAAAUGGUACUAGCAGACCCCUUUGACUCAGGCUCAAUUUAUGUCUCCUUCAAAGGGUUUGAGAGCUGGAUUAUUAAAAUGCAAUGUUUAAGAACUAGUCCCUAGACAAUAAAGGUCUCUUCUAAGUAUCGUCGUAUGUUUCUGGUUCAAUUGGUGUUUGGUUUAAUAAUAUUAAUACUUUUGCUUUGAAAUAGAUUUCUAUGUUGUCUGAACUUGCAAGAGUGUGUCAAUGCCUUUAUUUCCUACAAGUAAAUUAAAAAAAACUUCAUGCA